CCCGCCCGCCGCCGCCAUCUUGGCCGCUCCCGCGUGCCGGCGCGGGGGGCCGGGACGGGCCCUGGCGCGGCGGAGCCGCCGCGGAUCCGCUUCUCAGUCGGGCCGGAGAGUGGGACACCGGCGUGCACCGUGGGAACGGGGUGGGGUGGCUUCUGUUAGCGGCAGUGCCGGUGUGUGCCGUGCUGGAAGUGCUUAGGUGACUUGUCACGGCAGCAAAGCUGACGGUUCAUGAAGGGUUUGGACAACUCUCAGGCAAAAUGUUUUUAACAACAGUAUUACUGCGGAAGAGAAUUCCUGGGAAACAAUGGAUUGGGAAGUACAGGCGACCAAGACAGGUUACCAUUUCAAUGAAGCAAGCAAUGAUCCGAAGGUUGGAAAUUGAAGCAGAGAAUGAAUAUUGGCUCAGCCAGCCUUACCUGACACAGGAACAGGAAUACAAACACAACACUGAAGAGAGACGUGCCAAGUGGGAAGCUUUCAAAAGCCUGAAACAAGCCAAGUUUCCUGAGCACAGAUACAUCAGCGAUCAUUUAAACCACUUAAAUGUGACAAAGAAGUGGACAUGUUGAAUAAUACAGCAUAUUUAUAUUUGGCAGGUGUUGUGCACUACCCUGGGAUCUGCUCUCAUACCUGUUAUGGUAUUUCACCAUAAUUAUGGUGGGUGACAAAUAAGAUGUUGCUUUGGUGUACAAAAUACUACAUUAAAAGUAGUCCUCUGAAACAG
Molecule: messenger RNA, 724 nt
Organism: Lonchura striata (white-rumped munia)
Lineage: Eukaryota; Metazoa; Chordata; Aves; Passeriformes; Estrildidae
Gene: MRPL57
Product: mitochondrial ribosomal protein L57
Biological process (GO): mitochondrial translation
Cellular component (GO): mitochondrial ribosome
Molecular function (GO): structural constituent of ribosome
Source: RefSeq, a predicted model, not a curated record